Messenger RNA from Huiozyma naganishii CBS 8797, 1419 nucleotides. Its product is annotated as C2H2-type zinc finger protein. The record is from RefSeq and is a predicted model, not a curated record. The coding region runs from base 1 to 1419 and encodes 472 amino acids. Gene Ontology annotation, cellular component: nucleus. NCBI's taxonomy places the organism in Eukaryota, Fungi, Ascomycota, Saccharomycetes, Saccharomycetales, Saccharomycetaceae. The transcript has a single exon. Gene Ontology annotation, biological process: regulation of transcription by RNA polymerase II. Gene Ontology annotation, molecular function: DNA-binding transcription factor activity, RNA polymerase II-specific; RNA polymerase II cis-regulatory region sequence-specific DNA binding.
AUGUCCAUGCAACAAGAUUUUGACCUAGUUUUCGGGAUGAACAUGCUGAACGAAAAAAGAUCCGAUUUGUCCCCUACUCUGGGCACACCCAAGAAUUUUGAAUUUACGACAGAGUCUGAUUCAACAUUGCUUCCUGAAAACCUGGAUUUGGGGAACGCCGAUGAUAUUUCACACGAAUCCGAGAACUUUUACCAAGGCUACGUCACGAACUGUAACGAAAUGAUUCUGGAUGAUUUCUUGAACUUAGACCAUUCUCAAGCCGCUGCCGCGAACGCAUACGCAUCGAGCGUCCCUGCUUUAUCUAGACAUGCGUCAGAAGUCCUGAAACCGGCCGAGACCAAAGUCGGGAAGGUAACCAAGAAUUCACGCGUUAAGCCUCCACACUCGUUACAGAGAAGAGCCUCGAUCGCUAACUACAGUAUCAUGAACCCUGCUUAUUACGAGUCCGAAUUUGAUUAUAUAGAUUUGAACUUGAAUUUGCAAGCGCUGUUGGAAAGCUUCCCUGAUAUCCGUGACAACCAAAAUAACACAACUAACGGUAAAGUGUUUAAAGAUGCUUUAGGAGAUCUAGAGGAGAGUAAGUUGAUCAGUAUCCCCACGAUUGGCACCGAACAGAACUCUGCUUCGAGUGAGAACAACUUGGACUCAGAUGGGUUGCCGGAGUCCCUGAUCAGCGCAGCAACAUCGCCAAUGUCGACAUUCAUUCAAGACAGCGACCCGCUAUCAACCGAUUUCGUCACCGCGUAUCAAAAGCCACUGAAGACGCUGAACACGGAAAAGGUCAAAGAUUUGAUGCUUUCACUACCAGACUACCCACCCGCACUAUCAUCAGUUUUAUCUUCUACUGUAUGCCAGUCACCAAUUGCAUAUUGUGCAACAGGUUCCACUUCUGACAGCACUACGAAUAGCACGCCGGUACAGCAAAGUAACAAGCUGAAUGUAACCACGGUGGAUGGUAAAGUGAAAGUGGAGGGUGGAGGUGCGAGCUUGUCGUGUCUCACUCCAGUGAGCUCGUCUGCGUCGUAUACUUCAUUGAUGAGUCUUGGUGCGUCCAAGAAGUCGACAUACAUAGCGCCUAAGGUGGUUCGUGCGAACAGCAUUCCAAAUUUGAAGCCCUCGGAGGUGUUGAACAACGGUAACUCUAUCCCAAAGACUAGAGGCCGUAAGCCCUCGCUCGUCGAUGACCCAAGCAAACAGUUUGGGUGCAAGUACUGUCCAAGGAAAUUUAAGAGGCAGGAGCACCUGAAAAGACACAUCUUAUCGUUGCACGUUGGUGAGAAGCGGUUUGGUUGUCCCAUCUGCGGUAAAAACUUCAGCAGAUCGGAUAACUUGAACCAGCAUAUCAAGACGCACAGUAACGAAAACUCGUGUCAGAAGAAAGUUACAAAGAGGAGGACAUCCAAGAGCACUACAAACUGA